AUGAGUCUUGGUAUUGAUAUAGGUACAACAUCUAUCAAAAUUUGUCUAAAUUUACCCACUCAAUCUAAUAAUAUUAUGUCAUUGAGAAUAUCUGGGCAGAUGCAUGGGAUAAUGUUAUGGAAUUCUUCAAUAACACGAAAAGUAGAAAAAUAUUCUAACCUUAUAACAUGGAUGGAUGAGAGAUGUGAUGAAAAUUUUAUAUUAGAAAUUAAAAAACAAAUAGGUGAACAUUUAAAAAUUUCAAAAGGAUAUGGUUUAGCAACAUUAUUAUGGCUUACAAAAUAUAAAUUAGAUUAUGUUAAAGAAUUUAAUAGAUGUGGUACAAUAAUGGAUUUUAUUUGUUGUUAUUUAAAAAAUAAUUUUGAUGAAACAUUUAUAACAGACCAAAAUGCAGUUAGUUGGGGUUUAUUUAAUGAAAUAAAAAAUAAUUUUGAUUUAGAAAUUUUAUCAAAAAUAUUUCCUAAUAAUUUUUUUAAUGAUAUUAUAACUUUACCAAAAGUAAUUGAGGCAAAUUAUUUAAUAGGAAAAACAACUGAAACUUUUUCAAUAUUUGGUAUACCAAAUGAUAUUCAAAUAAAAGCUAGUCUUGGAGAUUUACAAGCAUCAUUAAGUAUUGUUUCUAUAAAAACACCAGUAUUAUUUAUUAUUAUAGGAACAUCUGCUCAAAUAUCAUUUAUUUUACCUGAUACUUUAGAUAAUGUUAAAAAUUUACAAAAAAAUAAUUUAUUGAUAAGAAAUAAAUUUAUACCAAAUUUUUCUGCUUGGACAGGUGCAUUAAUGAAUGGAGGAAAUACACUGGAAAAAAUUGUUAAUUUAAUUUGUAAUUUGUACUUUGAUAUAGUAUCUUUAGAUGAUGAUGAAAAACAGAAAAUAAAAGAAAAAGUUUGUUGGGAAAAAUUGUUAAAUAUACAACCUAAUAUCAAUCAACUAAAAACAAAUAGUUUAUCAUUUGAAAAAUUAUUUUUAGAAGAGAGAUCUAAUGAGAUUGUCCAAGAUAAACAUUUACACAAUGGAUUAGUUGUUUUUGCAUAUAAAAUAGUUGAAAAUAUGCAUAAUAUUAUAUCAACAACAACAUUAUUUUCAAUGGGUAUUUCAAAAAUGAUUUUAAUUGGAAAAGCUAAUACUCCUUUAUUUAAAAAUUUGAUAAUGAAUUUUUAUAAAAAUCAAAGUAUUUUGGAAUUAAAAGAUUUAUAUCCUAAUAGUAUUUCAAUUGAUUCAUCAUUAGGGAGUGCAGUAUUUGAUGAAGUUAUUUUUUCUAAUAAUUUUUAA
This is a messenger RNA of Strongyloides ratti, 1269 nucleotides long. RefSeq names its product Sedoheptulokinase. Gene Ontology annotation, biological process: carbohydrate metabolic process. The record is from RefSeq and is a predicted model, not a curated record. Gene Ontology annotation, molecular function: sedoheptulokinase activity. Gene Ontology annotation, cellular component: cytosol. The coding region runs from base 1 to 1269 and encodes 422 amino acids. The transcript is spliced from 3 exons. NCBI's taxonomy places the organism in Eukaryota, Metazoa, Nematoda, Chromadorea, Rhabditida, Strongyloididae.